This is a messenger RNA of Empidonax traillii (willow flycatcher), 1225 nucleotides long. RefSeq names its product N(alpha)-acetyltransferase 30, NatC catalytic subunit (gene NAA30). The annotation marks the transcript as partial. Gene Ontology annotation, molecular function: protein-N-terminal amino-acid acetyltransferase activity. The transcript has 4 exons. Gene Ontology annotation, biological process: N-terminal peptidyl-methionine acetylation. The record is from RefSeq and is a predicted model, not a curated record. Gene Ontology annotation, cellular component: NatC complex. NCBI's taxonomy places the organism in Eukaryota, Metazoa, Chordata, Aves, Passeriformes, Tyrannidae.
CGCGCUUGGCGGCGGCGGAGCGGGAGCGGCCCGGGCGGGCGGACAUGGCCGAGGUUCCGCCGGGGCCUAGCAGCGUCCUGUCCCCGCAGGGGGACACGCUCUCCCCCUUCCCCGCGGGAGGAGGAGGAGGGGGCGCCGCUUCCUCCUCCUCCGCCGCCGCCACCGCCGCCUCCUAUGCCGCCGCCGCCGCCGCCUGCUCCGGCGCUCAGGACGAGGAGGCCGAAGAGGAGGAGGAGGAAGAGGAGGGACCCGCGGGCGGCCGGGAGCGGGAGCAGCAGCGAGCAGGAGGAGGAGGAGGAAGCGGCGACAAGGGGGCCCCGCAGCACCGGCACCACCACCGCCACCAGCACCACCCCCCGCACCACAACCACCAGCUCAACGGCCUCAUCAGCCCCGAGCUGCGGCACCUGCGGGCCUCCCUCAAGGGCAAGAUCCUGGGCGCGGAGGCCGCGGCGACCCCCGAGGGGCUGGAGAACAAGCGAGCCAGCAAAACAAUGGGCUCGGGACAGCAGCAGCAGCAGCCGCCCCCCCCCGCCGCCGCCCCCGCCGCUGCGCCCUGCUCGGCCCCCCACGCCAACCACCUCCCUCCCCAGGGAAGGACUGCACCCUCUCCUCCUCCUGCUGCUUCCCCCCCUGGGAAAGGGGACAGGAGCCAGCCUGCUGCCACCACCGCGACCGCCGUUGCUGCUGCUGCUAAGACUGCGGCCCGCAAUGGGCUGGCGGGAGAGACUGGCUUGGAGGAGGAAGAGCAGGAGGAGGGGGAUGAAGGAGGGGAGGAGGAGGAGGAGGAGUCCCUGCAGCUUCUCUCCGGGUCCUUAGCGGCUGCCUGCAGUUUGAAAGGCUCGGGAACGGACUGUCAGCCCGAGGAGGACCUAACGAUACGAUACGUCCAGUACGAGUCAGAGCUGCAGAUGCCCGAUAUCAUGAGACUGAUCACCAAAGAUCUGUCUGAACCCUACUCCAUUUACACUUAUAGGUAUUUUAUCCACAACUGGCCACAACUUUGCUUUUUGGCCAUGGUAGGGGAGGAGUGUGUAGGUGCCAUCGUCUGCAAGCUGGAUAUGCACAAAAAGAUGUUCCGCAGAGGUUAUAUAGCCAUGUUAGCAGUGGAUUCCAAAUACAGAAGAAAAGGAAUUGGUACAAACUUGGUUAAGAAAGCUAUUUAUGCCAUGGUUGAAGGAGAUUGUGACGAGGUAAGAUUUUCUGAAUCAAAAACUUUCCUAAU